Messenger RNA from Hippocampus comes (tiger tail seahorse), 4521 nucleotides. It is a transcript of the gene hira, whose product is annotated as histone cell cycle regulator a. Gene Ontology annotation, cellular component: HIR complex; chromatin; nucleus. The record is from RefSeq and is a predicted model, not a curated record. Lineage: Eukaryota; Metazoa; Chordata; Actinopteri; Syngnathiformes; Syngnathidae. The transcript has 25 exons. Gene Ontology annotation, molecular function: protein binding; nucleosome binding. Gene Ontology annotation, biological process: DNA-templated transcription; chromatin remodeling; regulation of DNA-templated transcription. The coding region runs from base 180 to 3293 and encodes 1037 amino acids.
CGGUCCUGCGCGUUGUCACCUCGUCCGUCGUCCGGCUCGCUUCGGCGGGGAUGCUGCAAGAAGCGAUGGAGUUCAAGUCUCCCAAAGACACUCGAGCGUCGGCCGGGGUUUGAGAGAUAAAACACGGACGCCGAGCCGAAUACGAAGCGAUAAAGACAAUUAAAACAAAGAUUUUGGAGAUGAAGCUGCUGAAGCCGAGCUGGGUCAGCCACAACGGCAAACCCAUCUUUUCUGUUGACAUUCACCCGGAUGGAACCAAAUUUGCAACCGGCGGGCAAGGGGAGGACUCGGGGAAGGUGAUGAUCUGGAACAUGGCGCCUGUCCUCCGCGAGGAAGAUGAGAAGAAUGAGAACGUUCCCAAAAUGCUUUGCCAGAUGGACAAUCACCUCGCGUGCGUGAACUGCGUGCGCUGGUCCAACAACGGGCUGUACCUUGCAUCCGGAGGGGACGACAAAUUGGUGAUGGUGUGGAAACGAGCCGCGUUCAUCGGUCCGAGCACGGUGUUUGGCUCGAGCAGCAAACUGGCCAAUGUGGAGCAGUGGAGAUGCGUCACCAUUUUGAGGAACCACACUGGAGAUGUCAUGGAUGUCGCCUGGUCUCCCCACGACGUGUGGCUGGCGUCAUGCAGCGUGGAUAACACCAUCGUCAUCUGGAAUGCGCGCAAAUUCCCCGAGAUGGUGACGUGCCUGCGCGGCCACACGGGCCUGGUCAAGGGCCUGACGUGGGACCCCGUGGGCAAGUACAUCGCCUCGCAGGCCGACGACCACAGCCUGAAAGUGUGGCGGACCCUCGACUGGCAGAUGGAGGCCAACAUCACCAAGCCUUUCAGCGAGUGCGGCGGCACCACCCACGUCCUGCGUCUGUCGUGGUCCCCCGACGGCCAGUACCUGGUGUCGGCGCACGCCAUGAACAACUCGGGGCCCACGGCGCAGAUCGUGGAGCGCGACGGCUGGAAGACCAACAUGGACUUUGUGGGCCACAGGAAAGCUGUCACGGUGGUGAAAUUCAACCCAAAGAUCUUCAAGAAGAAGCAGAAGAACGGCAGUUCUUCGAAGCCCAGUUGUCCGUACUGCUGCUGCGCCGUGGGCAGCAAGGACCGCUCGCUCUCCGUCUGGCUGACCUCCCUCAAGCGGCCCCUGGUCGUCAUCCACGAUUUGUUUGACAAAUCCAUCAUGGACAUCUCCUGGACUCUGACGGGCUUGGGCAUGUUGGUGUGCUCCAUGGACGGUACGGUGGCCUACCUGGACUUUUCACUGGACGAACUCGGAGACCCCCUGAGCGAGGAAGAGAAGAACACCAUCCACCAGAACAUCUACGGCAAGAGCCUGGCCAUCACCAGCACGCAAGAGCCGCAGCUGGCCACCACCAUCAUCGAGAACCCGGAGAUGCUCAAGUACCAGCAGGAGAGGCAGAGCUCGGCCCAGAACAACUCGGCGGCGGCCUGCGCCGAUUCCUCGGCGCCCAAGCUCAACAGCGUGAUGAACGGAGAAUCUCUGGAGGACAUCAGGAAGAACCUGCUGAAGAAGCAGGUGGAGACCCGAACCCCCGACGGCAGAAGACGGAUCACGCCCCUGUGUAUCGCUCAGCUGGACACCGGGGACUUCUCGCCGGCGCUCUUCAACAGCGUCCCCAUCCUGCCGUCCUCCUUGUCCAACCAGCUGCCCCCUCAGCUCAGCGCCGACCCCGCCCCAGGGCAGGCGGCGGUGGCGGCCGCCGCCUCGCUGGCGGGGCUGCGGCCCAACCUCGACCCCGCGCUNNCCCCACCGCCGCCCGCCAACGCGACCCCCAAGGGCCUGGAGGACACCAAGGACCAGGUCCUCCCGUCCGGCGUCAAGGCCGGUCUGCUGCUGGCGUCCGCCUCCAAGAUCGAGCCGAUGAAGGCCUUGGACUCCAGGUUCACGGAAAGAUCCAAGACCACGCCGGGCGUCCCCGCCGCCAUCUCCUCGACGGUCGGUCUGCCGCCGCUCGACAGGCCCAAAGACGUGGCGGCGUCCGUCCUGAAGGACGCCAAGGCCAAAGACGACACCAGCAGCGACAGCGAGGACAAGAUGGCCUCCAUCAACAAGAACCUGGCUUUGUGCAAGCGCAAACCCGAGCCGCUGAUGUUGGACGCGGCCGAGGUGGUGGAGAAGCGCAAGAAGGGGCGGCCUCGCAAGGACAAAAUGGCGCCGCCCAUCAUGAGCCAGUCCUUCACGCAGCUCAUUUCUCCUCCUGAGCGGGAGCCCAUUAGGGCGGCGUCCGUGGCGGCGCCGCCCACUCCGGCGCCAACAGCCGCCCCCAAGCUGCCGACGCCCAGCUUACAGAAGGCCUUCAACAUGCAGGUGAGCGUGGAGCCGGCGGUCUUCCUGGAGGUGGAGAACGAGGUGACGUCGGCGGCCGGCUCCAGGCUCAGUCAGCUGCGGUGCUCCCGAGACGGCCGCGAGUGGAACACGCUGCUGCCCGCCUCCGUGGUGGCGGCAGCGGGGAGCGGCGACGUUCUGGCCGUGGCGUGCCAGGACGGGAUGUUGUCGGUGUUCUCGUCCUGCGGCCGCCGCCUCCUUCCGUCCAUCCAGUUGCCGUCGGCCGUGUCCGCCCUCAACUGCUCGGCCCACUUCGUCAUGGCGCUGACCGCCGGGGCCACGCUUUCCGUCUGGGACGUCUAUAAGCAGAAGGCUCUGGUCAAAAACGAGUCCCUGACCGCCAUCUUGUCCGGUUCGGAGGUGACGGUGUCGCAGUCCCUGCUGACUCAGCAGGGCGUCCCGGUCAUCGGCCUGUCCAACGGCAAGUCCUUCUGCUUCAGCUCAUCCCUGGAGACGUGGACACUGAUCGCCGAUCGAGGAGAUUGUCUGGUCCAGUGCGCCGAUUUCCGCAGUUGCCUCCCUACCCAGGAUGCAGCUGGCUGCUCCUCGGGGCCUCUGGCCACCCUGCAAGGACGCAAUCUCAACGCCGGCCGCAUGGCGUCGCGCCUGUCGGCCGCCCCGCACCACCUGCAGCAGAGCAUGACUUUGGCCUUCCUGGAGAACCAGCUGGCGGCGGCUCUCGCGCUGCGCUCGGCGCCGGAGUAUCGCUACUGGCUGCUCAUCUACGCGCGCUUCCUCGUCAACGAAGGCUCGGAGUUUCGGCUGCGGGAACUUUGUAAGGAGCUCCUGGGUCCCGUUCACAAGUCGGCCGCGACGGCCUGGGAGGCCACCACGCUGGGUUUGCACAAGCGGGAGCUGCUGCAGGAAGUCCUGCCCGUCAUCGGAGAAAACCUGCGAUUCCAAAGACUGUUCACCGAGUAUCAGGACCAGCUGGAGCAGUUACGCAACAAAUAACACGCACCUUUUGCAUUUGGCUCGCUCCUCGACUCGGGGACCCCCCCUCCCCCGCACGGGGCGAGGCCCGCCGGCAAUCGGCGCCGCACUAACGGGUGACGUCGGAGCUCGUCGUCUUGUCCAAUCAGCGCUUCACCGGAACCUUCCUCGUCCUCGUCUAUGCAGCGAUCGUGAUCAUGAGCGCGACACGCUUGAACCAAAGCGAUGCCUUCGGGUGUGGAGGGCGUCCACACUUCUGCCAGUCAGGAGCAGAACUCUCUCUCUCUCUUUGCCUCUUUGGUUUUCUCUCAGAAAAUCACCCGAGCGGAACCUUUUAAGUGGCACUCGGCAUUCGUUGUCGGCCAUCACCGCCCUCCCGACGGUCACGUCGGUAACUGGCGGACUCAUCAAUAACCGGUGGGAUCUUGUCCGUAACUUGCUAUGACGCACUUUGUAGCAGGUGCUGAACGCACGCAAAGCACGCGGUCGUCCAGCUUCGACGCAACGCGAAUGAUUUCAUGCUCGAUGUAAAGAAGGGAAGGCGUCACGUACAAACAUGUCCACGCGCGGCGAGGUAGGAAUUGCUUUCGUUUGAAGAUUUCUUUUUUUCCAGACGAUGAUUCCCCCGCCGCCUUGGGUGAAGAGGAAAACUCUUACCUGGCUGACAGUUUCGGCUGCCGCUUCAGCCGUCAUCGGAGCUGUCGAUACCUCCUGGCGACGUGUCUCGGAAACAGCCGACCGGGUCGGAAAACCUUAAAAUGGCUCCGAUGAAGGCCGAAGCAACAGCUGAAACUGUCAGCCGGGUUCAUGUUUUUUUUUCUCUCUACCCACCCGCCACCCCCAAAAAAAGAAAGACCAUUCUCUGAAGGAAAAAAAAAAACAACUAUUUUAACCAUAAGUAGACAAGAACAACGCCAUAGCACUUUGUUUUUCUGACCAAGUGUGACUCUGUCCAUAUCGGAUGCAGAUGCAUCUGGAACUGGUGCGAACUUGUCCCAACCAGACGCAAGCGCGUCCAGAUCAGCUGUGAAUGUCAGGGGCGGGCGGGGGGCGGGGCGUGAACGUGUCCACACCACGUAUGAAUUCUGUGAGCUUUUCCGCACCGGUGAAGAUUUCACACCUGCCGGAAAGAUGUUCACGGCUCCAUAUCGAUGCAGUACCGAGUCGGAACUAUUCCUGUUCAUGGCGGGUGUGGACGGCAGCACCAUCGGGUGUGAAGAUGCUCCGACGUCCCGUCUGAAGCCAUUUU